This is a messenger RNA of Lathyrus oleraceus (garden pea), 1908 nucleotides long. RefSeq lists its product as uncharacterized. Bases 1 to 1908 code for a protein of 635 amino acids. The record is from RefSeq and is a predicted model, not a curated record. The transcript has 5 exons. NCBI's taxonomy places the organism in Eukaryota, Viridiplantae, Streptophyta, Magnoliopsida, Fabales, Fabaceae.
AUGGGCGUCCCUGAUGAUGAGAUUCUGGAUGUUGCUCCUCUCUCUGUUAUUCCCGCCGCGGACAUUGAUUUGAAUCAACCCAUCUCCAUUGAUGCCUCUGCUUCUUCAUGUUCCAAUCAAGGUAAUCCCUCUAGUAUUCCGUCUGGUUUAACUCCUGUCACUAAGUAUAAGGAAGGAACACACUAUACUGAUCGUGUUAUAAGAGACAUAGUUACUAGAAUUUAUAAUGAAGGCCACUCUGUGAAGGGGAUUUCUACUCCCCUUGCUCAAAUGUAUCCCCCUCCUGAGGUUGAACAACCUAGUGGUAAGGGUGAUGAUUCCUCCAGUUCUGAAAAGGCCUUGGCUGCUGAAGGGUUGCGCUCUCUAGGGCAAACCGUGUUUGACAAAGGGAAAUUUGUGGCCUCUAACACGGAUAAUGCUUCCCACUCUGAGAAGCAUGAUGAUGCAAAUGUUGUGAUUGAUCUAGAGGAUGGUAGCUCUUAUGAUCAAGAGGAAAGCUUGAUUCAUCACAUAAAGCCAAGUGUGGCUAAACGCAUGAAGACUCGCAAAGGAAAAUAUGUGGCUGAACUUAUGUCAGCUAGAGAAGCUAAGAAGACUGCUGUCAUUGGUCCCUCCAAACCAUGGAGCAAGGUUGAAAUAAGAAGAGGAAGGAAGUCUCCUGUUAAAGUACAUGUUGUUCAUUUGGAUAACAUCUCCUUCCAUCUUGAGGAUGGAGCUGCUAAGUGGAAAUUUGUGAUUCAGAGAAGGGUAUCCGUGGAAAGGGAAUUGGGAAAAGAUGUUGUUGAUGUCAAGGAGGUCAUGGACCUGAUACAAGCUGUUGGGCUUUUGAAGACUGUUGCUGGGUUCUCUCAAUGCUACGAAGGUUUAGUCAAGGAAUUUAUUGUUAAUAUUCCUGAGGAUAUUUCUGAUAAGAACAGCAAGGAGUUUUGCAAGGUGUAUGUGAGGGGCAGAAAUAAUGAGGGUGCGGGAGAAUUAGAGGUUACAGACAAUCAGGUCUGUAGCGAGAUUACAGCUAAGCAGGUGAAAGUUUGGCCUUUUAAAAAGCAUCUUCCUGUUAGGAAGUUGACUAUCAAGUAUGCUAUCCUGCAUAAAAUAGGAGUUGCUAACUGGGUCCCUACCAACCAUAUCUCCACCAUUGUUAAUACUCUUGGGAGGUUUAUUUUUGUUGUUGGGACAAAAGUGAAAUUUGACUAUGGUAGAUAUAUGUUUGAUCAAAUCAUCAAGCAUACAACUACUAAUGCAGUUAAGCUGCCAAUUGCUUUUCCCUCUAUGAUCUGUGGAAUUAUCUUGAAUCAACAUCCUGGUAUUCUGUGCUCAAAUAAUUUACCUAGUAGGAGAAAACCAGCUUUGUCUGUGCACUGCAAACUCUUUGAAGGCAGUCAUGUCGAGGAUAUUGUCAUGACAUUUGCCAUGAGGAGGCCAGUCUCAAAAGUUGGAGUAAUUGUUGAGCUUAAGGAGACAUGCAAAGAGCUAGGUGGAGGGAUUAGGGUAUCCACAACUAGAAAACUAUCUUUGGAAGCCUUGAUUGAAAGCUUGGAGCAGGCUGAGGGUGAAAAUGUUGAACAUGCUAAUGUCAGCCAUGAAGAAGAAGCUGAAGCCCACACCUCUAGUGAGAGGUCUGCUAACAAUGAUGAUGCGAGUGGCCUGCUUCUGGUGCUGCUGAAGAGGCUGCAAACUCAAGCUCUACUAAGUAGCUCUAUUGGCUUUGAUCCCUCUUGUUUUGAUGGUUUUCUUGGUUUUUUGGUGGAUUUCCUUGUGUAUUUUUUUGGGGAGAAUUCUAGUGUUUAUUUGCUUGGUACAGGGGAAGAAUUCUCUGUGUUUUGUUUGUGUGAAGCAGUGUGGUUGUUGCUUGUUGUGGACUGGCUUAAGGGGGAGCUGUUGUGUUCUGGGAAGUUGCAUGUUGUUUGA